ACAAAGAUUAAACACCAACCGCAAAUAACAGGAAAACCUUCUUCUUCUUCUUCCUCGGUUGCUGCCAGGAGAAGAGUAGCAGACCGACCCCAAAUAAUUUUUUUUUUUUUUUGCCUUUUUUUUCUGUCUGUGUAUUUCACCACUUCCCUUCUUCUGCACUGAAAAAGCCAUAGACUUUUUCUUUUCAUGCUCGAGAACUACGACCCCAAUAAUUUGUUCUCUUGAAUUCUUCUUCUUUCCAUACAUAUCUGUUCUUUUUAUCAUGGGGAUUUUAAGGUUUACCAGAGGAUUUAAUGCCAUCACGACCACCAAAACGAGAAUCAAAGCAUUAUCGUACCCAUUUUUAAGCAGACCCUUUUCAGAAUCUAAGCUUUUCAAUGCCGAUGAUACAGUGCUUCCCGUUUUGAUUGUCGGCGCAGGACCUGUUGGACUCGUGCUCUCUAUUCUUCUCACCAAGUUAGGGGUCAAAUGUUCUGUUCUGGAGAAGAAAGUGACGUUCUCUGAACACCCACAGGCACAUUUCAUCAACAACCGUUCUAUGGAGAUAUUUCGUAAGCUAGAUGGGUUGGCGGAGGAGAUUGAAAAGUGCCAACCACCUGUAGAUUUAUGGAGAAAGUUCAUAUAUUGUACUUCUCUCUCUGGGUCUAUUUUAGGCUCAGUGGAUCACAUGCAGCCUCAAGAUUUUGAAAAAAUUAUCAGCCCAGUCUCUGUUGCACACUUCUCUCAACAUAAACUAACAAGGUUACUAUUUAAAAGAUUGAAAGAUCUCAACUUUGAUCUUCAACCAUCUGAAGCUUUGGAAAGUCUUAGCUGUGGCUCACUUAGGGGAAGAGAAAUACUAAUGGGGCAUGAAUGUGUAUCUUUUGCUGCCACGGAUCAUUGCAUUACUGCAACUGUUUCUUUUCUCAAGGAUGGCAAGAUUAUUGAAAGAAAUAUCCGGUGCAGUAUGCUUAUUGGUGCUGAUGGUGCCGGAAGUACUAUACGGAAGAUUGCUGGAAUAAAUAUGAGAGGUGAAAAGGAAUUGCAAAGGCUUGUUAGUGUUCAUUUCUUUAGCAGAGACCUGGGACAGUACCUGCUUAAUAAUAGGCCCGGUAUGCUAUUUUUCAUUUUCAACACUGAAGCUAUUGGGGUUGUCGUUGCUCAUGAUCUCGAGCAAGGAGAAUUUGUAUUGCAGAUGCCAUUUUAUCCACCACAGCAAAAUCUCGAGGACUUCACUCCUGCGAUAUGCAAGAAGUUAAUAGUCAGAUUGGUUGGCCAAGAGCUUUCAGACUUAGAUGUGAUUGACAUAAAGCCAUGGGUUAUGCAUGCUGAAGUUUCGGAGAAAUUCGUAUCCCAUGACGAUAGAAUAUUUCUUGUUGGUGAUGCUGCUCAUCGAUUCCCUCCUGCUGGUGGCUUCGGAAUGAACACUGGGAUCCAGGAUGCUCACAAUCUUGCCUGGAAGAUAGCUGCUUUUGUAAAGGGUAUUGCACAAUCUUCACUACUCGAGACGUAUGAAACUGAACGUAGGCCGAUUGCCAUUUUCAAUACGUCACUUAGUGUUCAGAACUUCAAGGCAGCCAUGUCAGUUCCUGCUGCCCUUGGUCUAGAUCCAACUAUUGCAAAUUCAGUUCAUAGAGUUAUUAAUAAUGUAGUUGGUUCCGUUUUACCUUCUGGGCUACAGAAGGCAAUCUUAGAUGGAAUCUUCACAAUAGGCCGUGCCCAGCUCUCAGAAUCUGUUCUUAAUGAGAAGAGCCUACUUGGAUCUUCAAGGCUUGCCAGACUCAGGCAUAUAUUUGAGGAAGGAAAAAGCCUUCAACUUCAGUUUCCUGCGGAGGACCUUGGCUUCAGGUAUCUCGAUGGAGCACUUGUUCCUGACAAUGAUGGUGCAGUGGAUGAUAAUCUAGGACUGCCUACUGGACGUCGGAGAGACUAUGUGCCUUCUGCAGAUCCAGGAUCAAGGCUGCCUCACAUGUAUGUCCGAGCAUUGUCAAAUUCGUCAAGCGAGGAGGUUAUUUCCACACUGGAUAUUGUGUCCGGAGAAAAGGUUGAGUUCCUUCUGAUUAUAGCACCAGGGGAGGAGUCAUAUCGUCUUGCUCGUUCCACGUUCAAGUUGGCCAAGGAAUUUAAAGCUUGUCUAAAGGUAUGUGUCCUGUGGGGGGAUGGCACCGUAACUGGAACUGAGAGAGACAGCAAGGCAGCAUUGGCACCUUGGGACAAUUACGUAGAUGCUGUGGAAAUUCCCAGAGCAUCAAGUUCAUCAUCACCAUCGUGGUGGACUGUGCAUAAGAUGACACACAAAGGAGCAAUUUUAGUCAGGCCCGAUCAACAUAUUGCAUGGAGAGUGAAGAAGUUUGGAGUUGUUGGGGAUCCUGUUUCAGAGAUGAAAAGGGUUUUCUCAGCUGUACUGGGAAUAAAAUCAAUAAACAUGUAACUCUAUGCUUAUAGAUAGAUAUACAUAUAAAUCUAACUCUUAUAAAAUCAAUUCAUUCAUUUUGCAGCUGUCUUUGUUGACAGUUGCCAAGAUUUUUUUUUUCUGUAAGAUGACUCAGUAAGGUUAUAAAUUUGAGCUGUAUGAGUAGCUCAAAUUGUUCCUUUUUUUUUUUUU
Messenger RNA from Carica papaya (papaya), 2584 nucleotides. RefSeq names its product FAD/NAD(P)-binding oxidoreductase family protein. Lineage: Eukaryota; Viridiplantae; Streptophyta; Magnoliopsida; Brassicales; Caricaceae. Gene Ontology annotation, cellular component: mitochondrion. Gene Ontology annotation, molecular function: FAD binding; 3-demethoxyubiquinol 3-hydroxylase activity. Gene Ontology annotation, biological process: ubiquinone biosynthetic process. The record is from RefSeq and is a predicted model, not a curated record.